AUGCUCUCCGCACUGGAGCGGCUCAUCAUAUGGCUCCUCCGUCCGAUCCUUCGCCGGCUGCUCGGCCGCAAGGCCUCGAGCGUGGACAUGGAGCUCCAGUCCGGCGUGCUGCGGCUCAGCGACGUCGAGCUGUCGCGAAAGACGCUCGCCGGCCUCAGCCUGCCGCUCACCAUCUCCAGCGCGACGGUCCGCAAGCUCGAGGUGCUGCUGCCGUGGCGGAAAGGCGUGCAACUCUCGACGCCGUUCGUCGUGCGCAUUGAUGGCGUCUCCGCCGUCCUGUGCGCUCGGAUGGAGGCGGCGGACGAGGCGGUGGGCGAGGGGAGGAAGCAGCAGCACGAGUCCCAGCCGCAGCCACGGGCGGAGCAGCGCGAGAGCUCUCGGGCGUGGCUGGCGCGCCGCAAGGCUGCGCGGCUCGGCGCCACCGCCACUGCGAGCAAGGAGCCGGCGGCGGCCGAGGAGGAGGCGCCGCCGCGGCUCGACGCCGCACAGCAGCGGGCGCUGCUGGACAUGGUGCUUCGGUCGCUGACCGUGACCAUCACCAACGUGAGCUUGCGGCUGGAGGAGGGCUCUGGCAGCGUGGCGGAGAGCGGCGCUCCGGCCCGGUCGGGCGCCCGCCUCUCGUGGCUCGAGGCGCGGCUCGAGGCGGCGAGCCUGCGCUGCAGGAGGGACGCGAGGCUGCCCGGUCUGCUCGCGGUGAUUCCGCUGCCGGCGUGGCUGCCGUGGCUGUCGCGGAGAAAGGCGGCUGGCUCGCGCGAGCAGGAGGCGGCCAUCGAGCUCGAAGCGACCGUCUCUGCGCGCUGGCGCGACGGCGAGGGCGAGGCGGGCGGAGCCGCCCCAGAGGCGGAGAGCGCGGCGAGCGAGGCGAGUGUGCUGCUGCCGGCCGCGGCCCUCGAAUUUGGAGUGCGGCUCGCGCGGCGCGCGGCCCACGCCGAGUCGCUCGAGCGGCACCGCCACUUGCGUCCGCCGGUGCGCGUCAGUCACCCGAGAGGGGUGGCGGCCGAGUGGUGGCGGUACGCGGGCACGGCGGUGCUGCUCGACCUCGGCGAGGGGAGGAGGGCAGCCUCGGCGGCAGAGGUCCGGAGGAGGGCGGGCGCACUCUCGCAGUACGAGGCGGAGCUGCUGCGGCUCGGCUGGGGGGCGGGCGGCGAGCUGCCCACGCCGAGCGCGGCUCAGCUCGCCCUCGAGGAGCAGCUCGACGAGCGGCUGCUGCUGCGGGCGAGGGAGCGGGCGGCGGAGAAGCGGGCGGCGGAGAGGGCAGCGGGACAGAGAGCCAGGAGGGAGGGCGAGGCGCCACCGACCUCCCCCGACCGAGGCGGCGGCAGCGGGAGUGGCGGCGGCACCAGCACCGAUGGUGAGGCAGGGCUCGAGCGGCUGCAGCUGAGCGCUUCGCUCAAGCUCACCGCGCGAGGCGUGUGCGUCUGGCUGCCGCUCGCCGCGCCUGGUGAGCGGUUCGCGGCGGGAGAGGUCUCUUUGAAGCCGCGCCGCGGCAGCCCCUCGGCUUGCGCCGCUUCGCUCGGUCUCUCCGUCGGCCGGGUCAGCGCGGACGUGGACCAUUGCCUCACGCGUGGCGACGCGGGCAGCUCCUCCUCCUCGGGCGGCGGCGAGGUGGGCACCUCCUCCCGCGUGAGCGCCGGGAUCGAGGCGGUCUCUGUCUUCUACACCGGCUUGUCUACCGGCUUGUCUGCUCGCUCGGGCCCGGGCGAGGGAGAUGGCGCAGGAUACCUGCUGCGGGUCUUGUCUGGCGCCGCACCCUCCGCGCCGCCGCCGAGGCGCCGCAAGUCAACUGACCUGACGACCCCCCCGCGCGACUUUGAGGCGGGCGGCGGGCGAAGCCACGCGCCUGGCGGCGCCGAGACGGCUCCCGCGCUGCAGCUGACUGCAAGCCUGGAGACGAGCGGCGGCGCGACGACGCACGCCACCGUCGGCUUGUGCGUCGCCCACCCGACGACCCUUUCCCUCGAGCUCGGGCUCCUCCCGCUGCUCGCAAGCACCGCCGCCGCGCUGCGACCUCCGCCGGCACCAGCGCCCUUCCGGCUGCAUCCCCGGGAGGAGGAGGAGCACCUCGCCGCAGCCGUCGAGCGACUGGCGCGGCGCGACCUCGACCUCGCCAGAGUGCCGGAUGCAGACAAGGGGCUGACCACCCCCCCGGCCAGCCCCCCAGCCGCGGCGAGGAUGAUUGGCGUGCAGCUGGACGUGGUGUCGCCGGCGCUCGAGCUCGGCACGCACCUCGCGAGUCUCGCCGCGCCGCUCGCGCCGAGCCACGCAGGCGACCGCCACCCUGGCGAGACUGCCGCCGCCGCGACGGUGGCGAAGGCACCGACCGCGGAGGGUUCGGGCGGGCUCGGUGGCUUGCUGGAGCGCGCGAGCGUCCGGCUGCAGCUGCGCGAGAUCGAGGUGAGCCUUGCUCUCGCUGACACACUCGCCGACCGGGAGGACGACAUCGACGCGGGCGGCGGCGGCGAGCGCAGGCGCGCAGCCGAGCAUUCCGCAACGGGGCCUGAGGAGGGGGAGGCCGCGACCGCUUCGCUGGUGGUGAGGGUCGCACCUCUCGACGUCGACCUAGCCGCUGAUGCCUCGGGCGUGGAGCUCAAGGUCGCCGUCGGUCGGCUGCUCGUGCUCGACCGCCGGCGCGGCGUACCCGCCGCAGCCUCAGCUGCGCUGGACGUCGAGGCGGCGGCGGCGGCGGAGAUGCCGCUAGGCGUGCGCGUGGCGGUAGAGGGUGGACGUUGCGUCUCUGACGAGGCGCGCUCUGACGCUGCGUGCAUGCCGACCUCGCCGCUGCUUUGCUUGCGCAAGCGGCGGGAGGAGGCCGAGGGGGGAGGCAGCACGAGCCUGGUGGUGCUUGCCGACGCGUCGUCUGUGCAGCUGGGCUGGAGCCCCGGGCUGGUUGCCGUGUGCUACCGCACGCUGGGCGAAGCCAAGCAAGCCAUCGCUGAGGCGGAGGCGGACGCCUCGAGCGGCGCGAGGAGUGUCGAGGUGGACGCGCGCGUUGGCGUGCUGAGCUUGGCGCUCCGCGCAGAGCCGCUGCCGGGCCCGUGGCCUGGUGCGGACUGGGACGUCGCAGCUGGUGAGACCUUCGAGGUGGUGCUGCCGUUCGAAGGCCGGCCGGCGCCGCCGAUCGUGCUGAUUCUGGCCGACGCCCUCCGUCUGGAGCUCCGCCGUGCCGUUCCUGCGGGUGGCGGGCGGACCGACCUCAGCCUUGCCAUCGCCACUUCCGUACGCGAGCUCUCUGUCCCAGAGGACCAGGGGUCUCGAGCAGCCAGCUUCUCCAUGGGCAGCGCUACUGCGGGCGUGCUCGACGUCACGGUGGACGUUUCGCCCGUCUGCUUUGACAUGCGCAUCGCGCCGAUGCUGCGCGGGAUCGAGUACAUCGAGCGCGGGAUUCGCAAGCCGCUCGCGCUCCUCAUCAUGCCCACCGUCUCCGAUGGCGCCCUCGAAUUCCGUGCGGUCGACGUGAGCGUCGCCUCGACUUCGGUGAGUGAGUCGACGCUGCUCGACCUCAUCACCGAGCUGCCAGAGCUGUCUCUCACGCUGCGCAAGCCCCUCUCGAACCUCGCCGCGUCGAAGGCCAACGUCCCGCUGCAGCAGCUCGACAUCAACCUCCCUGACGCGACCGCGCACCUCGGCCUCUGCCCUGCCGACGUCGCGCUGCUGCUCGGGGUCUGGCUCGACAACCUCAACGUGUUCCCGCUGCUCCCGAAGGGCAAGGUGGAGUUCGACCGCCGCAAGACGGUGAUGAUGCGGAUCUGCGUCCGCCUCACGCAGGCGGCGCUCUGGCUGCACGAUGUCGAAGGCCACCGCGCCCUGCUGCGCCUGCGACUCGACGACGUCCGCGUCACCGUCUCAAAGGCGCUCGACACAAAGACGCAGAUCUCUGUCACCCUCGGCAGCCUCUCGGCGCACGUCAACGCCGUCACGGCCGACGGGGAUGCCGCCUGGCUCCCGAUGCUCGCUCCUCCGCUCGACGGGCCCGCGGCGGCUGCAGAGGCGAGCGCCGCCGUCGGCGCCGCGGCCGAAGCCACAGCGGGCGCCGCCACUCCCAAGGAUGCAGACGGCGCCAGGCCCGCGGACACCGGCGUGGCCAUUGCGGUUGCGACCAAGGGCGAGGAGCCAGACGAGGUGGACAUCUCGCUCGGUCGGCUGUGCGUCUCCCUGCACGCCGAGCCGCUGAUGCGCCUCACAGAGUUCGGCGCGUUCGCGGGCUCCUGCUGCAGCGCGGGCGCGUCGUCGGUGGGCUCGAGCGCAGUCGUCGAGAGCACGGUGGGCUCGACGCUCCGGCUCGCGGUGCCGAUGAUCCAGCUGGUGGUGAGCGAGCCGAGCCCCGCGGCGGUGCGCGACGCCGACGGGACGUGCGACGACGGCGGGGGGGCGGGCCCUCUGCCGAUGAGCCUGCACUGCGCGCGAGACGUCUUGCCUCGCAUAAUUGCGCUGCACUUUGGCCUCACCCUCGAGCUCUCCAAGGCGGCCGCCAACUACGACGAGGCCGCGGCGCAGUCGAAGACCGAGCAGAUGACGCUCGUCCUCCGCCACCACCACGCGUGCGCCCCCCUCGGCUACCACGAGCUGCCCGCGCCCGACGCGACGCUGCUGUCGCCGGCAGCCCACGAGGCGCGCGCGCCCGGCGGACUGUGCACGUUGCGGGCGCUGCCCUCGGCCGCCGACUCCACGGCGGCUCUCCUCGAGCCCUUCAAGCUCCACGCCUCCCAGUCUCAGCGGCUCAGCCGUCGGCACGCCUCCCUGAUGCUCGAGCAGCCGAUCCGCUUGUCGCUGUCGCGCGAGACGCUCCCGUGUGUGCCGACGCCCCUCACACCGACCAAGCCGGCUGCCCUCGGCACCGGGUCCAGCAGCGCCAGCUUGGGCGUCGCACCCGACGAGCAGCUCAGCGCGAUCGGCUCCAUCCCCGGUGUCGAGGUGACGCUGCUCUCUGCCGACCGGCUGCCGCUGCCACUCGUGCAGCUCGCUUUGGGGGGCGAGGGGCAGCCAAUCACGGUCGCUGUCGAGCAGGCCUCCUCGGCCCUGCCGCUCCUCGCGGAGGCGUGCGUGCCGCUGAGCGCUCGUUGGCACAACGCGGGGCUGCUCUGCUGGGAGCCGCUCAUCGAGCCGGCCGACAUACAGCUCAAGGCGCAGCAGUCGUCGGCCGGGAGCGCGCUGACCACCAUCAACGUCGGGCUCUCCUCGCCGCUCGAGCUCAACCUCAGCGACUCGAUGCUCCGCGAUGCGCAGGUCAACUUGCGCGCGGGACUCGCCGCGCGCGCCGUGCGCCUCGCCCACAACGAGACAGGCGAGUCGCUCGACUAUUGGGCGACCGAGGGAGAGACCGGCAGCGGGCCCGAGAGAGACGGCCAGCAAGGCUUCGGCGGCGGCGGAGGCAGGUGGGGCGGCGACAAGAGCGGCGGCCGAGAGGUCCGCGCUCCGCCCGAUGCGCCGUGCCGCCUCGCGGCGGGCGGCACCGCGAGGCUCGACCUCUGGGACCGCGCGGCCGCGGCCCGGAUGGCGGUGGGCGGCUGGUGCGAGGACUUGCCGCGGCGGCUGACGGUGCAGAUCGAGGGCGCGGCGCCCUUCGCCGGCCUCGUCGUCAACCAGCCAGGCACGAGCGUGAUUCCGGUGACGGUGGCCGACGAGGGCGCCGCGCCGGCGCCUCUUGCCCGCGCGCUCGUCUGCGAGGUGGAGGACCGGGACGGCGGCACGUGGCUCGUGAUCCGCUCGAUGAUGAGCCUCGUCAACUGCACCCAGCGCACGCUGGCGGUGGACAUGGACCUGCCCGGCGAGCCGCUGCAGCAUGCCGGGCUGCUGCGCCCGGGCGGCGGCACGCUACCCGCGGAGGAGGAGGCGGCGUGGCGCAGCCUGAGCGGGGCGCCCGAGUCGGAGCACCUCGUCAAGCUCGUCACGUGCACGCUCAGCGCCUCGGAGGCGUCCGUCUUGAGCAAGGCGACGGCGACGGCGCACGCCGGCGACCUCUACCUCGGCUCGGCGGCGCUGUACUUCCUCGGCAGCCGCACCGCCUUCGUCAAGGAGCGGCGCGAGCUCUCCCUCCCCUACUCCAGCAUCGCCGACCGGCUCACCGAGAACGUCGCGCUGCGCUCCAAGUUUGGCCUCGAGCACGACCCGUCGCUCUUCGUGCUCGCCGAGUUCGGCUGCGCGCUGGUCCACGCGGAGGGCUCCUCGAAGGGCAAGCUGUACGUGACGCAGCGCUACCUCUGCUUCAAGGGCUCGCUCUUCGGCCGCGAGACGCGCGCGGUCUACGCCUUCGACGAGGUGCUCUCGGUCGAGCCGUGCGAGUCGCCGGCGCCAAACUCGAUCUCGCUCGCCUGCACCACGUCGGAGGAGCGCUUCACCUUCUUCGGCGCGCGCGCGCCGGUGCUCGCGAUCCUCUCGCAGAUGCUCGCCGUCUCGCGGGGCGACCACCUCCUGCCGACAGAGAUGGGCGCCGCCCCGAGCGCGCCGCCCGAGCUCACGCCCUCGCCCUUCCUCGAGCGGCCGCGCGUGCCGCUGCAGCCCUUCGUCGUGCGGCCGCUGCCACUCGGCGAGCGAUGCCACCUGCUGGCCACGUGCUGGCGCUUUCCCGUCAAGGCGACCUCCGUCACCGGCUGCCCGGCCACGGUGCUGCUGCAGGCCCCGGCGGCGGUGCAGAACCUGCUGCCCGAGCCGCUCGAGUGGCGCAUCACGAGCGGCCGCGGCGAGCCGCCCGUCGCCCGCGACGAGCUGCCUCCCCACGGGGAGCUGCACGAGAUCUGCUGCAUGGUGGCCGGAGGCAGGUACGCGCUCCAGCUGCGGCUGCCCGGCUACGACUGGUCCUCGCCCAUAGACCUCGACUCGCGCGGCCGGCUCGCUGCCGCCGACCGGUUGGAGAUGGUGCGGCUUCGGCCGCGGCAGCAUGUGCGGCAGGAGUUCGCCGAGAAUGGGCGGCGGCGAGACAAGAACUCCGUGCUCCGGCUGCUCGUGCAGCUCCGGUCGGGAUGCCGCUGCGCUCGGCAGCUGCUUCAGGAGGAGGAGUCGCGGCUCAACGACAACCAGACGCUGCUCCAGUCGGUCGGGCCUGGAGCGCGCCACGCGAUCGCAGUGCGCGUCGCGCCCGACGCGCUCGAGCUCGGCGCGAGCGCGGCGCGCUCGCUGCGCGCCGGUCGGUACGACCUCGCGCUCCACCUCGCGCCGCUGCAGGGCGCCGACCACGGCCGUAUCAAGGUGGUCACGUUUGUGCAGCGCUUCUGGCUGAGCAACCGCGUCGGGCUCGCGCUAGAGUGCGAGCAACACGACCCGAAGAGCGGCGGCCUCGGCAGCACCGCGAAAGCGGCAGCGGCGGCGCAGGAGCCAUCCGACGCAGACGCCGCCGCGCGCGCCAAGGCGAGUGGGCGCGAGCGCAGCACCUCGCGGAUCAUCAGGCGCACGCGCGAGGUUGUGCCGCGCGAUCGCACCGCCGCUCCGCUUGCAGCGGGAGAGCGCGCGCCGUGGCACUGGCCGUCGACGAAGGAGGAGUCGCUGCUGCGCGUGCGGCCGGCGCCCGGCCAGGGCGAGCGAGGCUUUGUCCCCGGCCCAGACGAGGGCUGGUCGAGCGCCUUUCCGAUCGACGCGCCGGGCAGCUUCCUCGUCUUUUGCUGGCAGGGCGUCCCCCCCGAGGAGGAGGGCUGGUGGCCGUCCCUGCUCCGGCUGCUCGUCUCGGUCGAGCUCGUCGACGCGCGCAUUGAGGUCACCUUUGAGCUCGCACCGCCCUCCGUCCCGUCCCCGAUCCGCGUCGACAACCAAACCUCGUUCGUCGCCACGUUUUGGCAGCGCGGCGUCGAGCGCGCGGCUGCCUCACCGCACCGCGUCGCCGCCAGCCGCGCGGCGCCCUUCGCAUGGGCGGAGUCGGCGUUGGACCACACCCUGUGCGUCUCACUCCACCGCUCGUCGGAGGCGGGGCGGGCCCACGGGGCGGCGGUGCCCGUAGUCGAGGCCCAGCCAGUCAACCUCGACGCCUUCGACCAGUCCCUCGCCCUUGGCUCGCACCGACCGGCCGCGGCCCGUGGCGUGUCCACCGACAGCGGCCGGCCCAGCGCGGAGGAGGAGGGCGAGGACGAGAGCCUCCUGGAGAGGUCAAACAGCCGGCGGCGGAAGGGCUCGAGCUCGCGACGGCAGGAGGAGACGGUGGCGUGGGCGACUGUCGAGCUGCUCGACGGCGUGCGCGUUCUCACGCUGACGGAGGAGCGGCCGCCCGCCGCGAUGUCGAGCCUCUCGGUGGACGAGGCGAACUUGAUCAUCGUCGUCGACGUCGUCGGCGUCGGCCUGUCGGUGGUGCACGCCGCGGGCGGCGAGGAGUGUCUCUACGUCUCCGCUACCGGCCUCAAGCUGGACGCCGUCCUCUCCACCACCGCCGCCACCUUCGAGUUUGCCCUGUCCUCGUUUCAGAUCGACAACCAGCUGCAGUACGCGACGCUGCCGGCGGUGCUCUCCCUCGCGGACCCGAAUCCCAAGCCGGGCACGCACGCGCUGCACCUCUCCGUCGUCAAGCAGCUCCGCGCCGCGGGCGCCGCCGUCGACUGGUGGGAGUACGCCUCAUGCCGUCUGCUCGAGCUCGAGCUCGCGGCCGAGCCGAUCCUAAUCCAGGCCCUCCUCGACUUUGCCUACGCUGCGCGGCUGCCCAGCCUCAUCCGCCUCCUCAACGGCUCGCAGGCGCGGCUGCAGUACUUCCGGAGGCUCGAGCUGCACCCGGUGCGGCUCUCGAUCACGUUCCACCACAACAACAACCUCGGCCUCGAGCGCGGCGCCCCGCUCCUGCUCGUGCCGAUCCCGCACAUCGACGACGCGGCGAUCCACCUCUCGGCGCUGCUCCGCGAGCACCUCGUCGGCACGGCCGAGGAGCUCGCCCUCACGCUGCUCAACCACUACAAGUUCUCGCUGCUCCGCCAGCUAAUGCUCGUGCUGCUGCAGGUGGACAUGCUCGGCGACCCGGUCGGCUUCAUGCGCUCGUGGGGCACCGGCGUCAAGGACCUGUUCUACCUGCCCGCCAAGGCGGUCGUGCAGCGGCCGCGCGAGUUUGGCCGCGCCGUCGCCGCCGGCAGCGCCUCGUUUGCGAAGAACAGCAUCGGCGCGCCGAUCAACUCAAUCGGCAAGUUUGUCGGCGGCCUCGAGCGGGCCACGGACCGCGCGCUCGCCGCGAUGGACAUGGGCAAGAGCGGCGGCCGCUGGGCGCAGGCGCGCGAGUCGGAGCGGCGCCACGGCCUCGACUCGCGCGGCGCCAAGGCGGCGGCCAAGGAGUCUGGCCGCCACCUGGUCGACGGGACCACCAAGCUCGGCCUCGGCAUCCUCUCUGGCGUGGUGGGCAUCGUGCGCGAGCCGGUCAAGGGGGCGAUGUCGGACGGCAUGCGUGGCUUCUCCAUCGGCGUCGGCAAGGGCAUCGCCGGCGCGGCGAUCCGGCCGACGGCAGGCGCGCUCGCCUUCGCCUCGGGCAUGACGGGCGCCGUGCAGGGCCUUGGCGGCGAGACGGAGGCGACGUCGACACACUCGGCGCGGGUGGGCAGGCGUCGCCCGCCGCGCCGGCUCCAGCCGAACACCGCGGCGGCUGGCGCGCCCCAGCGGCGGCUCGUGCCCUACUCGCUCUCGGAGGCGCUCGCGCAGCAGGUGCUCCACUCGGCGGGGGAGGGGCGGUACGCAAGCGAGGCGCUGCUCCACUUCGAGCUGCUGACGCCGCCCGCGCCCAGCCCACCGCCCGGCGAGGGCAGCCGCGCCAGGGCGGCCGUGUUGGUUCUCACCGGCGUGCGGCUGCUCGUGGUUGACACCGGGAGCUGGACCGCCACCCUCAACCUGCAGCUGCGCAAGGUUGCGGGCGCCGAGCCGGACGGCGACAGGCUGCUGCUCGCCUCGUCCAUCGUCUCCUCCGAGACAAGCGAGCGGCGCAUGCUGCGCGGCGGCGGCGCACCUGUCGAGAAGCGCGUGCGAGUGGCGUGCUACUCGGAGCAGCUCGCCGCCGACCUCGCCUCGCGCAUCACGACCGCAUCCUUCUACGCGCGCACGCGCCGCACGGUGCUGCAGCAGUCGCGGGCCCUCACGCGCGGCGGCCUCGGCGAGUCGAGCUCUUCCGCUGCCACAGCGCUUGGCCGCGAGAUGAGCGAGCUGAGCGCUUCGACCAGCCUCUGGGACGAGAGCGAGGACAGCCACGGGGGCGUGGCGCCGCGCUCCUUGACGCCCUCCUCCAUCCUAGAGCAGGAGGAGGAGGGCAACCCGGCGGCAGCAAGGUAA
Messenger RNA from Emiliania huxleyi CCMP1516, 10212 nucleotides. RefSeq lists its product as hypothetical. The coding region runs from base 1 to 10212 and encodes 3403 amino acids. Gene Ontology annotation, biological process: protein retention in Golgi apparatus; protein targeting to vacuole. The record is from RefSeq and is a predicted model, not a curated record. Gene Ontology annotation, cellular component: extrinsic component of membrane. The transcript is spliced from 19 exons. Lineage: Eukaryota; Haptophyta; Isochrysidales; Noelaerhabdaceae.